AUGCCGUCUACACCCUCGGAGACAGAGUCUCAGAAUAAGCGAAAGGCCUCCACCGCCGGCCUGUCGGGACGAGACCGCCCAGUUAAGCGAAGGGCUUCUCGGGCUUGCUGCUGCUGCCGUGCUCGCAAAGUGCGAUGCGAUGUAGUCGAGAAUGGCUCUCCGUGUACCAACUGUCGCCUGGACCAGGUAGAAUGUGUGGUCAUGGAAAGCAAGCGCCGAAAGAAAUCUCGCGCCGAUGUAGAGGUCAGGAAGCCGACUCCAGAAUCGUCUGCCGAAUCGUCCGAGGACGUGGCGCGACGAGCGAGGGCAAACUCGGUACUGGACAUGCUGGAGCAGCAUGAUGCCCUGUCACCAUCCCAGCGAUCCGUGGACCUGGAUGCCUCGCAGCACAUGCCGCAUUUCAUCUAUCAAUCGCGUGGCUCCAACCUCGACAAUGACACGGAAGCGAGGCGGCGGUCGAGCAUGUCGCAGCCGAUGGCAAACACGAACUCGACGUUUGGUAUCGGGUCCAACGUGACUGACGCGAUCCAGCAACUACUCGGCUCGCCACGGCCCCGCACCUUCCUCCCAGACUACAUCCGCGGUCUGCCGCAGCGCCUGCAGCGCGAAGACGUCGAAUAUCUCGCUGCCAAAGGCGCCCUGACUAUUCCAGACACCACCCUGCGCAACGAGCUCCUGAAAGCCUACAUCUACUAUGUGCAUCCGUACAUGCCCCUCUUGGAUCUGGAAGAAUUCCUGCAGGUCAUUGCCCGCAACGAUGGCGUCCACCGGAUGAGCUUGCUGCUGUUCCAGGCAGUCAUGUUUGCAGGAACUGCGUUCGUUGACGUCGAGCAUCUUCUCAACUCCGGUUAUUCCAGUCGGAAAUCUGCCCGGAAAAUCUUUUUCCAACGAGCUAGGCUGCUGUAUGACUUUGACUAUGAAGUUGAUCGCAUCUCGCUUGUGCAGUCACUUCUGCUGAUGACAUACUGGUAUGAGACACCCGACGACCAGAAAGAUACCUGGCAUUGGAUGGGUGUGAGCUUGUCUCUGGCUCACACUAUUGGACUUCACCGAGACCCCAGCAACUCGGGUAUGGGCCCAAGGAGGAAACAGCUCUGGAAACGCAUCUGGUGGAGCACUUAUACACGAGACCGACUGAUUGCGUUGGGAAUGAGGCGACCGAUGCGAGUCAAAGAUAACGAUUGUGACGUGCCAAUGUUGACGAUUGACGAUUUCGAAUUCAAACAAUUUCCCCCGGAAGUGUUGAGUAUGUUGGAUGACUGCGAAUUUCUAUACAAUACCGAACACCAGCGACAGCUGGCAAUGAUGUUCAUCGAGAAGUCGAAAUUGUGUCUCUCUGUCAGUCAGGUUUUGUCAGCUCAAUACUCAGUUCUGAGCCAUCGAUUCGGAGGUACUACGGAAACCACAAUGAUGCUCGUGCCAAAGAAAUCCAAUUCAGAAACAUUUGAAGUUCGACAUUGCGAUGGGGAUCUUGAGAAUUGGCAGGCGAAUUUGCCUGAUCAAGUUCGAUUCAAGCCUCUAGUUGGCGUCGACGCUUUGUCACCAGCCGAAUCCUCCUUGCACCUUCACCGUGCCUUGCUUCGCAUGAUCUACCUCACCACGUCGAGUGCCCUCCAUCGACCCCAGGUACUACCGGCGACGCCCUUCCCCACUGUCGAGGCAGAAUUGCAAGAAGUUUCCCGAAACAAGGUGAGAUGUGCGGCUGUCGAGAUCACAAAUAUUGCUCAAGGUCUCCAUAAGCUUGACCUUACUCGCUACCUUCCGACUGCUGGUGUCACCGUUCUGCUACCUGCCGUGAUCAUUCAUCUACUCGAUAUCAAAUCCAACGAUCUCAGCAUUAGGAUGGUCAGCCUACAACGCUUUUACCAGUGCAUGCGCAUCUUGCAGCGACUUCGUGAAAUUUAUGCAUCGGCAGACUUUGCGACUUCAUUCUUAGAAGCAGCAAUCCGCAAGGCCGGCAUUCAACUCAAUAUUUCUGGAAUGGAAGGUAAAGCCGGUGCGCCACCAGGAACAGUUCGUCCUGCGGCUCUGACGCCGCCACCGGACUCUCAGACAGCGGGACCGACCUAUUCCCAGACUCCUGCCGGCUUCCGUAUCCCGGAAAUCGAUACUGCCAUGAGUCUUAGUGCGGCGACGCCACCACAUUCAGACGGUAGCGACAAUGGCAGCACACAAAAUCUGAACCCGAAUGUUUUUAAGGACACUUUUGAGCAGCCAGACUUGAGUCUAAGCGAUUUCAUUGGCCUGGCCAAUGACGCCGAAGUCACUCAAAACGACUUUGACGCCCUUCUCAACUUUGAUGAAACGAGCCAUGACAUGUUUACCGACGAUGGCCUCAAUCUAGACGCGAUGGGAACAGAAGGCCAAGACAAGGGUGGCAUGGGCAUGGAUGUCAACCUCGCGAACGAGUUUACCUCGGAUUCUCAUAUACUGGGUUACGAGAUCGAGUCCGAUCUGGGCUUUGCGCUGAGGCUUUAA
Molecule: messenger RNA, 2478 nt
Organism: Talaromyces rugulosus
Lineage: Eukaryota; Fungi; Ascomycota; Eurotiomycetes; Eurotiales; Trichocomaceae
Exons: 4
Coding region: 1-2478 (825 amino acids)
Biological process (GO): DNA-templated transcription; regulation of DNA-templated transcription
Molecular function (GO): zinc ion binding; DNA binding; DNA-binding transcription factor activity, RNA polymerase II-specific
Source: RefSeq, a predicted model, not a curated record